AUGCCUUCAAGCGCUGCCUCCCAGGACGACCACGACCACCUCCAACGCCGCCAUCCCAGACGACCACGACGCCCUCCAGUGCCGGCUUCCCGGACGACCACGACGCCCUCCAGCACCACCUCCCAGGACGACCACAGUGCCCUCCAGCCGCCGCCUCCCCGGACGACCACGGCGCCCUCCAGCGCCACCAACCAGGCUGACCACGGCGCCCUGCAGCGCCGCCUUCCGGGACGACCACGACGCCCUACAGCGCCGCCUACCGGGACGACCACGACGCCCUCCAGAGCCGCCUACACAGAUGACCACGACGCCCUCAUGCGCCGCCUCCCCGGACGACCACGACGCCCUCAUGCGCCGCCUCCCCGGACGACCACGACGCCCUCAUGCGCCGCCUCCCCGGACGACCACGACGCCCUCAUGCGCCGCCUCCCCGAACGACCACGACGCCCUCCAGCGCCACCACCCAGGCUGACCACGGCGCCCUGCAGCGCCGCCUUCCGGGACGACCACGACGCCCUACAGCGCCGCCUACCGGGACGACCACGACGCCCUCCAGCGCCGCCUACACAGAUGACCACGACGCCCUCAUGCGCCGCCUCCCGGACGAACACGACGCCCUCAUGCGCCGCCUCCCCGGACGACCACGACGCCCUCAUGCGCCGCCUCCCCGGACGACCACGACGCCCUCAUGCGCCGCCUCCCCGGACGACCACGACGCCCUCCAGCGCCGCCUCCCCGGACGACCUCAUGUGCCGCCUCUCCGGACGACCACGAUGCCCUCAUGCGCCGCCUCUCCAGACGACCACGACAGCCUCCAGCGCCAAUUCCCCAGACGACCACGACGCCCUGCUGUGCCAUCUUCCCGGACGACCACGACGCCCUUCAGCUCUGCCUCCGCGAACGACCACGACGCCCUGCAGUGCCGCGUCCCCGGAUGACCAUGACGACCUGAAGUGCCACCUCCCCUGA
Molecule: messenger RNA, 969 nt
Organism: Portunus trituberculatus (swimming crab)
Lineage: Eukaryota; Metazoa; Arthropoda; Malacostraca; Decapoda; Portunidae
Product: mucin-2-like
Exons: 1
Coding region: 1-969 (322 amino acids)
Source: RefSeq, a predicted model, not a curated record